Molecule: messenger RNA, 1483 nt
Organism: Monodelphis domestica (gray short-tailed opossum)
Lineage: Eukaryota; Metazoa; Chordata; Mammalia; Didelphimorphia; Didelphidae
Gene: GEMIN7
Product: gem nuclear organelle associated protein 7
Biological process (GO): spliceosomal snRNP assembly
Cellular component (GO): SMN-Sm protein complex
Molecular function (GO): RNA binding
Source: RefSeq, a predicted model, not a curated record
CCAAACGUCCGGGGGCGGGCGCUUCCCGCCCCCUAGUCUAGUUCGUUAUAGUUCGGAUCUCGCCUCCGGCUACAGGGUCUCCGGGCAAGCCUUUGAGUCCCUCGGGGCUUCAGUUUUCCCUUCAGCCAAAUGGGGAUAGUAGAGACCCCGGCAGUGAUUGGGAAGGCCAAGUUACUCCAAGAAGCUUCUAUUAGAUGCAUGCUGGGUGCCGGGCCUUGUGCGGAGACUGGGCAUCCGAAGAGGGACAAAAGCCUGUCCUCGUCUCCCCAGGAGCUUAGAGGCCAGCGGGGAGACGAAGUGCGGACAAAUGGGUGCCAACAAGUUACGGAGAGACGGGGAAAAGGCUUGAAGGGAAAAGACAGGGCUGCCCUGGAUGGGAACCGCCAGGAGAUGGGGAGGUUUUGAGCUCCAUAAUGCGACCAGGGUUCAGCGGUCGGCUGGAGACAAAUAUCUGUCCCCUACCCCGAGGCGCGCUUUACAAGUACUCGGCUGCGUGCGCGCGUCCCUAAGGGCUUCCUCGAAAGGCGCAGGCGUACACGAGGCCGGCGGGCUGUCCCAGACGGCGCAGGCGCGCACGAACAAGUGUCCCCGAACAGCGCAUGCUCGCCCGGUUCAGAACCCUGCGGCCCUGAGCUUCUCGCCGCUGCUCACCUGCUGUUCCGUGUGCUUGCUCAUUCGCCUUCUUCGUGCUUUGGGACCAUGCCCGAGAAGGAAUUACCCGGUCCCGAGCCCGCCUCCAAAACUCGAGGCGCCGGCUACCGGAGAGAGGCGCCGCCGUUCGCUGGUGAGACCAGACAGAUCCCAACUCCAGUCCCUGUGAUCCGCCUUCCCCGAGGCCCAGAUGGCACCAGCCGGGGCUUCAGUGCUGUCCGGGGCCAGGACAGGGCUGGUUCAUUGGCAGAGGUGGCUGAGCAACGGGUACGAGCUGCCCUUCGGGAGCGCUAUCUCCGGAGCAUCCUUGCCAUGGUGGGGCGUCCUGUCCACUUUACCCUGCAUGAGCGUGUCCAGGUGGAUGCCCAGUUUGGGGCCACUGACCUUGACGUGGCCAACUUCCAUGUGUCUCAGCUGCAGACACCCCUUGGGGUGCAGGGGGAGGCCCUGCUACGCUGUGCUGACAUCAUCUCUUACUCUUUCCAGCUGUGAGCCUCCUUCCCCCCCCCCCCCCCCUUCCUGGCAUCCCCUCACUCAAGCUGAGCCCUCUGACUGCAGACCUCUCUUGUAAACAAAGAACCCUGAAGACCAGAGAGGGAGGCUGGUCCCAACCUGGGAUGCAAGGACUGCAGUAGCCCCAUGGCUCAGACACUGGAGGAUACCAGUGACAACUGGGAGGAAUCUUCCCAGCUCCGAGGCCCCGCCCCCCCCCCCCCCCCCGCUGGUGCGAGGAGGAGGAGGAGGCCUUGACAGGACUGAGGCUUCAGGGGAAUGAACUGGAGUCCAUCACCCCUUUGAGGGGACCACCAAUAAAGCCGUCCCUAGCCACUGA